Messenger RNA from Coffea eugenioides, 1498 nucleotides. Its product is annotated as YJU2 splicing factor homolog. The transcript has 7 exons. Gene Ontology annotation, cellular component: U2-type catalytic step 1 spliceosome. Gene Ontology annotation, biological process: mRNA splicing, via spliceosome. Bases 421 to 1392 code for a protein of 323 amino acids. Lineage: Eukaryota; Viridiplantae; Streptophyta; Magnoliopsida; Gentianales; Rubiaceae. The record is from RefSeq and is a predicted model, not a curated record.
AUGUGUUUUUGGUCAUGGUUUCUUUACUCACUAUCCUUCCUCUCAACAACGGCGUCGUUUUAGCUUACUAAUUAGAGCACCGCCACCACUGCCCGGUUUAAUUAUUUUCCCAAUCCAAAUAUAGGGAGAAAAGUGGGGGGAAAAAGUAAGUGAAAAAGAAGAAAACGAGGGAAUUAUUUUCUUUUCUCUGGCGAAGCAGAUUUCUCUAUGACGAUUCUGAAUGAGUAGAGAUUAACUGUUUUCUUAGUUAUUGGAAUCACUGAAUGUCAACGUUUUGAACUCUGGGAGGUACAAAUUAACUAAGAGGGCCCUUGUUUCGAUCACAAGAAGUUAUAUAAUCUUUUGAUUCCAGAAAAGGAUAUUGUUAGGGUUUGCAGUUGUGAUUGACUAAGAGGAGGAGGAUAAGGAGAAGUAAGAAAGAUGGGAGAACGGAAGGUUCUGAACAAGUACUAUCCGCCGGAUUUCGAUCCGGCGAAGAUUCCACGGCGGAGGCAACCGAAGAACCAGCAGAUGAAAGUUCGGAUGAUGCUUCCUAUGAGUAUUCGCUGUAAUACGUGCGGCAACUAUAUUUACAAAGGCACAAAGUUCAAUUCAAGAAAGGAAGACGUUGCCGGAGAGAACUACUUGGGAAUUCAAAUAUUCAGAUUCUAUUUCAAGUGCACAAAGUGCUCAGCUGAGAUUACGUACAAAACAGAUCCAAAGAAUUCUGAUUAUGUUGUCGAAUCUGGCGCAACACGGAAUUUUGAGCCCUGGCGUGCAGAGGACGAGCAAGUUGAGAGUGAGAAGAGGAAAAGAGAUUCUGAAGAAAUGGGGGAUGCUAUGAAAUCAUUGGAGAAUAGAACGUUGGACUCAAAACGAGAAAUGGAUAUACUUGCUGCAUUGGAUGAAGUGAAGUCCAUGAAGUCAAGACAAGCAAGUGUCAGCGUAGAUGCAAUGCUGGAAGUUCUGCAACGUGCAAAUGAGGAGAAAGAAAGGAAGCUGUUUGAAGAGGAUGAAGCUCUCAUAAGAUCUAUAUUUAAGGGAUCAAGUGAAAGCUAUGUGCGAAGGAUUAAUGAUGAUGACUUUGAUGACGAGGAGGAUGUAGCUUCUACAGUUGCUGCCAGUGAAGAAGCAUCAAAUUCUGUUUCAAAGAGGAAAAAACUGGAUGAAGAACGACUGGGCAACCCAACGGAUACAUUGUCAGAUGGCAGUGCACUUGAUAAAGAUAAAGCUGGUGUUUCUGGGUCUUCAAAUAAUGGAAAAUCCAUUUUCAAGUCGCCAUUAGUAAGAGUAUCUAUUGUGAAGAAGCCAGCUGCAGCAAAUGAAGGGGAAGAGACAGAUCACAAUCAGACUGUUAGAAGCACUGGCUUGCAAUCAUUAUGCCAACUGUAUCAGAGUGAUGAAGAUGAUUAAAUGUAUUAAUGUAAAAUCUUCAUGUUGCAUAAGUCGUUGAUAACUGGGAAAUGUUUUUAAAAUAACCUUCAAUCACUUUCAAUGCGUAUUUGCUUUCUUAUUUAUC